GUGAUGGAGCACCUGCAGGCAACUAUGGCUACACCAACAGUGGAUACAGUGUUUAUGAAGAAGAGAAUGACAGGCUAACAGAAAGUCUGCGUACAAAAGUCAGUGCCAUUAAAUCGGUAAGUAUUUAG
Acanthisitta chloris (rifleman) is the source of this 128-nucleotide messenger RNA. Its product is annotated as BET1 homolog. The transcript has a single exon. Lineage: Eukaryota; Metazoa; Chordata; Aves; Passeriformes; Acanthisittidae. The record is from RefSeq and is a predicted model, not a curated record. The annotation marks the transcript as partial.